Aureobasidium namibiae CBS 147.97 is the source of this 1065-nucleotide messenger RNA. RefSeq lists its product as uncharacterized. Gene Ontology annotation, cellular component: nucleus; Ino80 complex. Bases 1 to 1065 code for a protein of 354 amino acids. Gene Ontology annotation, biological process: chromatin remodeling. The record is from RefSeq and is a predicted model, not a curated record. The transcript is spliced from 2 exons. Lineage: Eukaryota; Fungi; Ascomycota; Dothideomycetes; Dothideales; Saccotheciaceae.
AUGUCAGACGACGAGAUUGUUGCCGGCCCUCCAGGAGCCACAUCGAUAGAUGCACGAGCAUCAUCUGAAACGAAACCCAAAUACCGCUCAUGGCGCAAGAAGUAUCGCAAGAUGAAGACGCACUUUGACCAGGUCAUGAAAGAGAGCAACAGCUUGUUCAUCGACGAGCAAAAGCUCGAUGCCUUGUCCAAGAGGCUGCAGGAGCAGAACGACCAAUUGCUCGACCUUCUCCUCGACCUCAACACGUCCUUGUCCAUCCCACACGAAUUGCGAUUCGAUCUUUCGCUAGCUCCCAAAUCUCAGCAACCCCAAGAAGAACGCGACAUGACCCUCGACACGGCCAACAACAUCAUAGCCAACGCACAUCGUGCCUUCCACAACCAUGAGAUCCCCCAGCUCGACUUUAUCCGUAUACAACAAGACAUAGAAGCCUUGCUGGCCCGCAGAAAUGCCAAGAGCCUGGUCGAUAUGGAGUCACAGAUUCCUCACCCGCGAUACCAACACCCGUUCCAAUCUCUCGUUGCCGAAGCGAAUCCCGCCUUCUUGUCCUCAUCGCACGAGGAUGCUUAUCUCAGUCGCCUCGACAACAAGCUAGAACCCGCUGCCCUCAGCGAUCCUCGCCCACCUUCGCCGCAACUCCUUUCCAAACUCACCCAGCGCGAACUGGAUCGCGAGGUCGAACUACGGAACCCAUUUUCUGUCCACAACUGGCUUAAGAAACAUGGCACAAUCUCCGACAUAGAUGCUGCUUCGGAAGGUGGUUCCGGUAGCGCCCAAACUCCUGCGACAGCCAACAAGCGGCGCAAUCUCGCCAAGCAGGUCGGUGAUAGAGCAAUCGAACGUGCCAGGGAAAAGGAGGGCAGUCCAGGGAGUACUGUAGACAAUGAAGACGAGCUCGCCACUGACGACACACCGGGCAAGCCGAAGAAGGCCAGGGACGACGAUCAAACAUACCGGCCAAAGGGCGGCCGCAGCAAAAGCAAGCGAAAGAGAGAAGAGGGUGAGAAUACUCCUGCGAGGGGCAAGAAGCAGAGAACAAGCCUUAACAUUCCCUCCGAUGCAUGA